Molecule: messenger RNA, 573 nt
Organism: Mixia osmundae IAM 14324
Lineage: Eukaryota; Fungi; Basidiomycota; Mixiomycetes; Mixiales; Mixiaceae
Exons: 4
Coding region: 1-573 (190 amino acids)
Biological process (GO): endoplasmic reticulum to Golgi vesicle-mediated transport
Cellular component (GO): cytoplasm; nucleus; TRAPP complex
Source: RefSeq, a predicted model, not a curated record
AUGGCCCUCAGAAUCUUAUCGAUAGCGGUGAUUGGCAAGCACUGUCAGCCACUGUUCGUCGGAGACUAUACACCAAGCAACGCUAGGAGCAGAUCGAUCAUAAAAGAUCAGAACAGCCAGCGAGAGCCUGCUCUGGACGAUGAAGAUGGAUGCGACAUCACUUGGCACUACGUCGCUCAUUGCAGCCUAGACAUCUUCGAGGAGCGCGAGAAUGGCAGCCAGCGCCCCUCAGACUCGUAUUUUGGUCUGCUCUACUCGAUGGAUGAUUAUGCAGUAUACGGCUACACGACGAACUCUGGCGUCCGGCUUGUCUUGACUAUUGGCCUGGUCGACGUUCUCAUACGAGACCUUGAUAUCAAGCUGGUCUUCCGCGCAAUACAGAACGCAUACUCCGCCAUCCAGCUGAACCCAUUCGCUGACAUACCCGAAUCGCAAGAUGAGCUUGCGCUGCCUAUCAAAAGCAAAGCAUUUCGACGAGCAAUGGACAGCAUCGCCGGCUUCGAACGCCCUCGUGCCAGCAUAGACCGUAUCAGUCGAGCCACGGGCAGGCUCAGCCAUUCACAGAAUAGCUGA